AUGGAGGCUCCGCUCCAGCGAGAAUCCCCGCGUCGCGUGUCAGAGACGCCGUCGUCCUCCCCGGGGCCGCCGCCCCCGCCGCCCCCGCCUUCCAACCUGGGGCUGCCGCCGGGCAAGCAACAACGGGAAGAAAAAAGAGCGGCGCUGAUGAUUCGCCGGCUUCCUCCUAACUUUACUAAGGAGCAGCUAGAAGAACAACUCCAUCCACUUCCAGCUCAUGAUUAUUUUGAAUUUUGUUCCUCUGAUCCCAGUCUUUAUCCCCAUCUCUACUCAAGAGCAUAUAUUAAUUUUAGAAAUCCCGAUGACAUCCUUCUUUUUAGAGAUCGCUUUGAUGGCUAUGUCUUCAUUGACAAUAAAGGUCUGGAAUAUCCUGCCGUUGUUGAAUUUGCACCAUUCCAAAAGAUUUCUAAAAAGAAACUAAAGAAGAAAGAUGCAAAAUCUGGAAGCAUAGAAGAUGACCCAGAAUAUAGAAAAUUUUUAGAAAGUUAUUGUGCUGAAGAAGAAAAAAUAUGUGCCAACCCUGAAACUCUUCUGGGAGAAAUUGAAGCAAAAACAAGAGAACUCAUUGCUAGAAGAACCACCCCACUUUUGGAAUAUAUUAAAAAUAGAAAAUUAGAAAAACAGAGAAUUCGAGAAGAGAAAAGGGAAGAAAGAAGGAGGAGAGAAUCAGAAAAAAAACGGCUAAGAGAAGAUGAGAAACGGAAACGCCGAGAGGAAGAAAGACGCAAAAGAAAAGAAGCUGAGAAACAAAAGAAGAUUGCUGAAAAAGAAAUAAGGAUUAAGCUUCUUAAGAAACCUGAAAAGGGAGAUGAACAGACUACAGAAAAGCACAGAGAAAAAGAAAAAGGUGAUAUUGAAGACAAUAAAUGGGAGAAAUCACCAGCACAUGGGAGUUUAAAAUCCAAGCCAUUGGAAGUUCCUCUAAAGGAACUUAAGGAAAAAUCACAAAAUGACAGUGAUAAAGAACAAAGAGAUUCAGAGAGAAGAUUUCGUGAAAAAGAACCUGAGAGGCAAAGGUAUCGGUUGGAAGAUGGCCGAAAGCACAGAACUCACUAUGAAUUUGACAAAUAUGUGAGACGGAAUGAAGAUGAACCGAAGUGGGAGAAAGGGUACAACCAAGACCGAGGAAAGAAAGUGAACUACAACUACAGCUUCACUGUGGACACAGUAGACAAACUGGGAUCGCCCAGCCAUGCAGCUGUACCAACCAGGAAUUCGCAUUCGAACACAUAUGGGACCUACAAGUAGGUUCUAUGACUGUGCUGAAAAAACUUCUCAAGAAGUUUGUGACAGAAGGUAUGAGGCAGACAACUCAG
Thamnophis elegans (Western terrestrial garter snake) is the source of this 1316-nucleotide messenger RNA. It is a transcript of the gene UPF3A, whose product is annotated as UPF3A regulator of nonsense mediated mRNA decay. The coding region runs from base 1 to 1248 and encodes 415 amino acids. Gene Ontology annotation, biological process: nuclear-transcribed mRNA catabolic process, nonsense-mediated decay; positive regulation of translation. The transcript has 10 exons. Gene Ontology annotation, molecular function: telomeric repeat DNA binding. The record is from RefSeq and is a predicted model, not a curated record. NCBI's taxonomy places the organism in Eukaryota, Metazoa, Chordata, Lepidosauria, Squamata, Natricidae. Gene Ontology annotation, cellular component: nucleolus; cytoplasm.